UCCAAAUGCCAUUCUUUUCUGAGUGUUGACUUUCGGAAGACAACCCCCCUCCCUCCUCGACUAAGGUUUCAAACCACCACCACACCGCAUCAAUUCAGCACCCCACGCAGCUCAAUAAACCCCGACAACUCCGUCUUGUCCCCAUCACGCCGAUGCGACACAACCAUGGUUUCUCCGCAGCCCAACAUGGAGAGGUUUCUCCGUGACUGGCGACAGGAUGCGCUCAACAAGGCGCAGUACGAGUCGGCCAUCUUCAUCGGCGACAAGCUGUUGGCAAUGACAAAAGACGAUAACGACGCCUUUUGGCUUGCCCAAGUCCACUUCGCCGCCGGCAACUACACGCGCGCACACGAUCUGCUGAGCAAACACAAUCUGAUCAGCUCGAACCCGUCCUGCCGCUACCUCGCCGCCCACUGUCUAAUCCGCCAGAACAACUUCGCCGACGCCCUGGCCCUGCUAGGGGAGCUCACCCCGACCCACCUCUUCACAUCGAACACUAAGCGUAAGACACACCGGACGACAGCAUCGCGGGGCACACGGGCAGGGUCCAAGAACCCGGAGCGGCAACCGGACCAUCUCAGCGAGGAGGAAUGGUCGACGAGGCGGUACGAGGCCGGCAUGUGCUACCUCCGGGGGCUCUGCUACGCCAAGGAGAAUGCCUUUGACCGGGCCAAGGAGGCGUACAAGGACGCGCUGCGCAUCGACGUGCAGUGCUACGAGGCGUUUACCCAGCUUGUCCGUAACUCGCUCAUGUCGCCCGACGAGGAGGCCGAGUUCAUGCAAUCGCUCGAUUUCAACACAGCGCGGGCACCCAAGGGCGGCGACGACCCGGAACUGAGGACGGAGCCGGGGGACUACGUGCACAUGCUGUACCAGACCCAACUCUCCAAGUACGGCAGCCCCCGCGCCUUCAACGCCGCAGUCGAGUCCCUCUCCACCCACUACGGGCUCGAGGACAACGCGGACCUCCUCCUCGCCCGCGCCGACCUGCUCUACACCCAGUGCCGGUUCCGGGACGCGCUGGCCAUCACCGCGGCCGUCCUCCAGGAGGACAAGUCCAACUUCCCCGCCUACCCCGUGCACCUCGCCUGCCUGUACGAGCUGAAGCAGACGAACGAGCUCUUCCUCGUGGCGCACGACCUCGCCGACAACCACCCGGAGCACGCCUGCACCUGGCUCGCCGUCGGCACCUACUACCUCGCGACCUCCAAGAUCGCCGACGCCCGCCGCUACUUCAGCAAGUCCUCCAUGAUGGACGCGACCUUCGGCCCGGCCUGGAUCGGGUUCGCCCACACCUUCGCGGCCGAGGGCGAGCACGACCAGGCCAUCACCGCCUACUCGACAGCAGCACGCCUCUUCACCGGCACCCACCUACCCCAAGUAUUCCUCGGCAUGCAGAACCACGCCAUGAACAACAUGACAGCGGCCGAAGAAUACCUGAAAUCCGCCUACCAGCUCUGCCGCGCGGACCCACUCCUCCUCAACGAGAUGGGCAUAGUCCUCUACCACCAAGACCGGCUGAAAGACGCCGCCAAGUUCUUCCGACAGGCCCUGCUCGUGGCCGAAGAAACGGGCGCGGACCCGCACGCCUGGCUGGGCGCGCGCACCAACCUGGGCCACGCCUACCGGCGCCUGCGCCUGCUGGACGAGGCCCUCGACGAGUUCGACGCCGUGCUGCGCGACGGCGGCAAGAACGCCGCCGUCUUCUGCGCCAAGGCCCUCAUCCUCCUCGACCUGCGCCGUCCCGAUGACGCGGCGCGCGUCCUGCAUGAGGCGCUGGCGGUGAACCCGCAGGAUGCGAUCGCUACCGAGCUGCUUAAUAAGGCGCUGGAGGAGUCGGCGGUGGGGGAUGUGGCGGUGUUGAUGGGGGGGUUGAGUACGGGGUUGGAUUUGGGCGGUGGGGAGGAGGAUGGCGGUGGUGGUGCUGAGUUGGAUCGCUUUGAGAUGGAGCUGGAGGAGAAGAAGGCUGCGGCGAGGAUGCGGAUGGAGAGGCGGACUAGGUGGAGCUCGGCGGGGGGGUUGGGCGAGAAGGGGAAGACGGUUAUGAGGGGGAAUGCCCGGGGCGGUGGGAAGCGUCGUGGGGGUGGUGGUGGUGCGGGUGGUGGUGCGGGUGGUGGGGGGUUUGAGGUGGAUGAGAAGGGGGAUGCGAUGAUGGAUAUGAGCGAUGAUUAUUGAGUUGGAGGAUGGGGGUGGAUUUGCUUCAGCGACGGAUACACGCUGCAUUUUCUUUUGUAUCGGCCUACUACUUAGGAUGGAUCACUGCCGUUGGGGUUACGGCAUGGCAUGCAUAGCGAUGGCGCCGGGCAUUUAUGGGAACGAUUACCAAGUACAAGGGGUGUCGGUCGUCAGGGGCAGGAGAUUGGGAAAAGGGGAAAAUAUGACC
Messenger RNA from Chaetomium fimeti, 2383 nucleotides. RefSeq lists its product as uncharacterized. Lineage: Eukaryota; Fungi; Ascomycota; Sordariomycetes; Sordariales; Chaetomiaceae. The coding region runs from base 166 to 2175 and encodes 669 amino acids. The transcript is spliced from 2 exons. Gene Ontology annotation, biological process: anaphase-promoting complex-dependent catabolic process; cell division; protein ubiquitination. Gene Ontology annotation, molecular function: protein binding. Gene Ontology annotation, cellular component: cytoplasm; anaphase-promoting complex. The record is from RefSeq and is a predicted model, not a curated record.